Molecule: messenger RNA, 1306 nt
Organism: Eremomyces bilateralis CBS 781.70
Lineage: Eukaryota; Fungi; Ascomycota; Dothideomycetes; Eremomycetales; Eremomycetaceae
Exons: 2
Coding region: 1-1149 (382 amino acids)
Source: RefSeq, a predicted model, not a curated record
AUGGUCAGCCGCAGACUUAACCACCUCUCCCGCUAUGAGGCCUUGCUACUGAUAGCUACCUGCCCCAUCUGGUGCCCGAUCGCCUGCUUCAUCAUCCUGCUCGAUCGAGACCCCCCCGCUGAAGCCAUGGAAGAUAAGCUGGAGCUGGUAAGGCAGAAGCGAUGCGGGACACGGACGCCCAAGAAGCUUCCGCCGAGGAGGAAACGAGAGCUAUCGCAGCCUCCACCUUUGCAGAGGGAGUAUCUGAGCGAAGAGCAGGUUGACGAGCCCGUUCAGGUGGUCAAUGAGAAGACUGGGGUAAAAGAGGAAGGAAUCGAAGUGAAGUUAACUCAACUGGUAUCCAAGAUUCAUCCCAAGAAAAAGCCGGAUCUGGCGAUGUCUAGCCAACAGCAGUCCAUGCUGCUCUCGAAGCUGCCAGCCGAGUUACGGGAGAUGAUCUGGAACGAGGUGAUAGGAGACCAUGUCCUGCACAUCAACCACGACUGGCUUAAAUCGACCAGAAGGUUCGAACCAUUGCGCACGCGAGAUAAGAAGCGACUGUUCUAUGGCACCUGGCAUGAUCACGACUCCUUAAGAUUCCCUGCCGGCUAUCGCCAGCGUUUCUGGCUCCAUGGAUUUCUCUCCCUAAAUGAGGUCAUCUUAUCCUUCAGCUCGGCACGGAUCCUCUCACUCCCACUAACCUGCCGACAAAUCUACAUGGAAUGCAUCCACCUCCUCUACCAACGCAACUUCUUCUCCUUCCGCCACCUCUUCCAACUCACCUACUUCAAAUCCGCUGUUCUUCCCCACCGCCUCUCCCAAAUCCGCUACCUCCGCCUCCAAUGGCGCAUUCCCGUCAACAUCUUCCAAGACUAUGUCCCUACCAAAUGGCAGCGCCCCCCCUGGAACCGCCGCACCUGGGAGAAGGCCAUCGACACCCUCGUCGCCAUGAAGGGACUACGCGAGUUGAUUGUCAUCAUCAGUUGCACAUUCGACGACGAGGCAUCCACGGGGGAGCUGUUGACGAGUUUGAGUCGCGUGCGGUUGGGCGAGAGGGGGAAGUAUACGGUGGGUGUGUCGUGGAAGGAAAACGCUAUGGAUCGGCAUCUGCUGUAUCACGGUCUCCCGUUCAGGCUGGUGAGAAAGGGGGAUGCGGACUGGGAUGCGUGAAGGGCUGGGAUCGAUAGGUGGUCGUUCGGCUGGGUAGAUGCUUGGGAAUGGAUGCGCAUGGUCGUAUCAGAAGCAUAUAGUCCUGAUCAUGGUACACAAUCAUCAGAUGCGGGGCAAUGAACAGUGCCAACGCCUUGGUUUGGCGGCUCAGUCGUCU